Messenger RNA from Pectinophora gossypiella (pink bollworm), 3961 nucleotides. It is a transcript of the gene wde, whose product is annotated as activating transcription factor 7-interacting protein 1. Gene Ontology annotation, biological process: regulation of DNA-templated transcription. The record is from RefSeq and is a predicted model, not a curated record. The coding region runs from base 597 to 3908 and encodes 1103 amino acids. Lineage: Eukaryota; Metazoa; Arthropoda; Insecta; Lepidoptera; Gelechiidae. Gene Ontology annotation, cellular component: transcription regulator complex; nucleus. The transcript has 4 exons. Gene Ontology annotation, molecular function: transcription coregulator activity; protein binding.
GAAGUCAAACUGUAGAAACUACGGCCACGAACCUGUCAUAAAUGUCAAAAAUGGCAUUAAAAAUCAAAAUAAGUACCACAAAUUAAGUAGUCAAAUUACAGGCAGCUAAUAAAAUAAAAAAAAAAUUAAAUGUCAAUUUGUCAAUCGUAAAUCUGGGAGUCUACUAGUGCUUUGAUUUUUCUGAAACAUCCUAGGAAUUAUUAUGACGUGCUGAACUCUGAACAUCCAUCUGGCUGGAAUUGUAAAUGUCAUAAUUCUGCACAGGAUCUUCAUAACACUGCAGAAAAAGAAGGAAAAUAAGUGAGGACCGACCAAACAUUUUUCAUAAGCCGGAAGGUGAGAAGCAAUAUUGUUUUCUCUCUCUGACUCGCGAACGCAAGACGUCGAACAUUUAACAAAAUGGCGGACGGACUUGUAGCUUCUACCGAGAGUUGAGCGCGGACAUUCGCCCGCCCUCUUUCGUGCGAUCAACAAUAACGUUCGCUCGCGCGCUCGCCGCUCUACUGCUCUGCCGUCUACUUCUGGAGUACUAACCUUGAACAUCAGAGAUCGGAUACUGCGGUCUCAUUGGAUAUGACAAUAGGAAAUGUAAAACAAUGCAACUGAUCCUGGAAACUGAGAGCCCUAGUGUGAACAUACAAGAGAAGAUGUCAACGCUUGAUGAAGACACUUUCAAUGAAAGGCCAAUUGCUAACGGUCUUAAAGACCUCGUCGAAGAAUUAAAUGGAGUAACAGAAAGCAAUGGAGACAAAGAAAACGGUGAUAAAGAAAAUGUAAAAAGUAAAGAUAAUAUUGUUAGUAGUACAGAUGGUGUAAAGGAUAAUAUUGAUAAGAUAACAGAAGUAAAAGCGAAUGUUGAAAAUGAUACUAUGUCUGAGAAAAGCGAAGAUCAGACAGCGCCAAAACUAGAUGUGGUAAAUGAAAUUUCUACAACAAGCCCAUGCAAGGAAAAUUCUGAAGGUGAUGCAUCAAGAGAUAAAGAACAAUGUGCUAUUGUAGAGCAGGUAAUACAAAUUAAAACAAACGUAGAUAAAGAUGUUUCAAAGAAGAAGAGCGAAGAUCAAACUACACAAAAACAAAAUGUAGUAGAAGAAAUGUCUGCAACACAUACACGCAAGGAAAAAUCCUCUGAAGGUGAUGCAUCUAGCGAUGAACAAUGCAAGGAACCAAUAGAGUCUCAAAGUGAUACUGUCUUGACAAAAAAUAAUAUUGAGCAUGAAGAACAAUCAGUCACGAAUAAAGCUCAAAAUUCAGAUGUUGAAAAUUUUGAAGCCAUGGAUAUUGAUGAAAGUGAUACCAGUGGGUUUGUUGCAGAGGAACUGGGAAACUUAGAAAAUAAAGUAACACAAUCGAUAAGUGCUGUGGUUGACGAAAUAGUGAAAGGAUUAGAUGAAGAAAAUCUGUGUAAUGACGGAGAAAUAGAAAAUUUAGAACAAGACGCAGAGAAGGAACAAUUAGUCAAUUCAGAAAGUAAUGCUAAUUUAAGUGAAGAUAUACACGACGGCAAAGAGAAUAGUUCGGAUAUGGACCAACCAAUGGAAGAUGCACCAUUACAAAAACAAACUGUUCCGUCCGAAUCCGGAUUCUCUACAACAGAAGCCCCGUGUCCAAUUCCUGAUGAAAUAGAGAAUUCUAUUGUUACUAGUGAAAUUGUUGAAGAACCUCAAAAACCAACACAUAAUGGAGAGUCUGUUGAUAAUAUACUCGACGACAAUAUUACACAAAACUCUACUGAUAAUGACGUGCCUGUAGAUGUGCCUGAAAUUGAAAAUUUCAAAGUUGACACUAGUAAAGAUGUAAAUAUUGAAAGUGUAACCGACAAAAAUGACGUAGAGGAUAAAUUAGAUAACCAAGACAUUAAAUUGGGAUCACCCUGUACUGAUACUACUGAUUCAAAAGUGGAGUCUUUAGAAAACGAACACACAAAUGACAAUUCAAUUAUAAAAAGUGAAGAAAAAAGUUUGGUUGAAGUUAAAAAAAGUGAUGUUUCGGAAGUUAUUGCCACUCAAAAACCACCAAACCCUGCAGUUGUGGAAAAUAAAGGUGAAGUUUUAGAUGUGGAAGUCAUAAAAGAAUGUGAAUAUUCAAUUCUUAAAACUGAACUGGAGAAAGAUAUUAAUAUACCAAAAAAACAAAUUACAGAGAAAGUCAACACCCCAGUAAUCAAAUUAUCUAAUACUUUGGACAUUUUGUCUGAUGAUGAAGAUGAACAUCCUAAGAAAGAUUCUGAAAGUAAACCCGCGACGCCAAUUGUUACUACUUCUGAUGAUAAAUGUAUAAACCUUGAUGAUGAUGACGACAUAAUGUUAAUUGAUGAAGAAACGACUACUAAAGAAAAUGAAAAACAAUCUUCUGAUGUGAAAGUUACAGUUGAAAGAGUAGAGGAUGAUAUGAAGACAGAUACUAAUAUAGUGGAUUUAGAGAACUCGAUAGACAACGAAAGCAAGGAUCCUGUAACUGAAACGAAGACCGAAAACGGAUCUGAGAAUGUCAUCAGUGAAGAAGAACACCCUACACAUGUAGAGAAAACAAUAGAAGUAGUGUCUGAAAAACAGGAGAAACCUAAACCAUUGGUCCCCGACGAUUUCUUCAAAACAUACAGAAAAAAUUUAGCCGAGAUGACUCGAGACGAUUUGGAAGAGUUUUGCAUUCUAAAAAUUGUUGAAAGCAUUAUUGACAGAAGUAGUCUCAAUGAAAUAAGAACAAAGUUAAAAACCAUGGCACAAAAUAUUGAAGAAUAUAAGAAAAAAGCUAUGAUGCUUACAAAACAGAAUAGAGAUCUUCAGGUUGUACUUAAGUCGGUCCAAGAAGAACAGAGAAAGAUGACUGAUCAACCAAUAGCUCCAUUGAAAAUUACUAGAUCUGUAGGUAUGCAAGUACUGAUGACUGCAAAAAAUCAGAGAAGACUUGUACCUGGGCCGCCCAGUGCUAAUAAUACCAAUGCCAACAAUCAGUCGAAUACCGUAAGCAAUGCUUUGAAAAGAAACUCAACCCCGCGAGGUCAGAAACAGACCAAUAAUCAACAAAUACCUGUGCCGAGAUUAGUACCAGCUGUGAAUACUGCAGCGAACAAAACUAGCAACUCAGUGAGUCAAGGUGCCAACAAUAUUAUGAAAAUUAACCCAGCACAAAAUGGGUUGAAAGUACCCUCUCCCGUAACGAAGGCUCCUGAAAAAAGAACGCACAAUCGAAUGCAAACUCAAUCACAAUCGGUCACUGUAGACUUGACCGACGACGAGCCACCUGCGAAAGUAGUGUCUAAAAGUUCCCCCGCGCCACCUGUCAGACUCGUCAGUCCUUCAAACUUGCUUGCUCCUCGACAGACCACUCCAACCUACAACAGCCCUAGAAAAGUAUACAUACCUAUCAGCGGACCGCAAGGCCAAACUAUACAAUCCGUUAGACCGGGUCAAACCAUUAUGUUGAAAACUGUAUCAUCCCAAGGUCCGAGAGGUAGAGGUCCAGCUGCACCAAUAGUAAGGAUGCAGCAGAACUCAAUGCAAGUAAAAAGGGUCCCGAACACGCGGCACCCAGCACCGCUACCCGAUGCCAUGAAACAGUACCAACCUCCUAAUUGGAAAUCAUUACCACCGGCGCCAGACCUGAAAUUGUCUAAAGUCGAAAACGGAAUAGUUAUCUCAUGGAAAAUUGAAGGGUACCAAGAGGAUAGUUAUGAAGAAAUCGCCAGUUACCAACUGUACGCGUACCAAGAGACGUCGGCACCGCCUAGCACGGCACUGUGGAAGAAGAUUGGCGACGUGAAAGCGUUGCCCCUACCAAUGGCUUGCACUCUGACACAGUUUAUGGCUGGAUACAAAUAUUAUUUUGCAGUAAGAGCCGUUGACAUUAGAUCGCGACUAGGACCCUUCAGUUUACCAGGAAGCAUCCUGUUGGUGAAUAAAAUGUAAGACUGAUGCAUAAUUUUAUUUUUAUAAGUUUUUACGAUGCUGACAAUGUCAUA